AUGCCCGGGAGAGAGAGAGAAUACUGCCUGGUGCUGGGUCGACUAACUGUACCAACAAGCCACAGAGGAGCACCACGAGACAAGCCACAGAGGAGCACCACGAGACAAGCCACAGAGGAGCACCACGAGACAAGCCACAGAGGAGCACCACGAGACAAGCCACAGAAGAGCACCACGAGACAAGCCACAGAGGAGCACCACGAGACAAGCCACAGAGGAGCACCACGAGACAAGCCACAGAAGAGCACCACGAGACAAGCCACAGAAGAGCACCACGAGACAAGCCACAGAGGAGCACCACGAGACAAGCCACAGAGGAGCACCACGAGACAAGCCACAGAAGAGCACCACGAGACAAGCCACAGAGGAGCACCACGAGACAAGCCACAGAGGAGCACCACGAGACAAGCCACAGAGGAGCACCACGAGACAAGCCACAGAGGAGCACCACGAGACAAGCCACAGAGGAGCACCACGAGACAAGCCACAGAGGAGCACCACGAGACAAGCCACAGAAGAGCACCACGAGACAAGCCACAGAGGAGCACCACGAGACAAGCCACAGAGGAGCACCACGAGACAAGCCACAGAGGAGCACCACGAGACAAGCCACAGAGGAGCACCACGAGACAAGCCACAGAAGAGCACCACGAGACAAGCCACAGAGGAGCACCACGAGACAAGCCACAGAGGAGCACCACGAGACAAGCCACAGAGGAGCACCACGAGACAAGCCACAGAGGAGCACCACGAGACAAGCCACAGAGGAGCACCACGAGACAAGCCACAGAAGAGCACCACGAGACAAGCCACAGAGGAGCACCACGAGACAAGCCACAGAGGAGCACCACGAGACAAGCCACAGAGGAGCACCACGAGACAAGCCACAGAGGAGCACCACGAGACAAGCCACAGAGGAGCACCACGAGACAAGCCACAGAAGAGCACCACGAGACAAGCCACAGAGGAGCACCACGAGACAAGCCACAGAGGAGCACCACGAGACAAGCCACAGAGGAGCACCACGAGACAAGCCACAGAGGAGCACCACGAGACAAGCCACAGAGGAGCACCACGAGACAAGCCACAGAAGAGCACCACGAGACAAGCCACAGAAGAGCACCACGAGACAAGCCACAGAGGAGCACCACGAGACAAGCCACAGAGGAGCACCACGAGACAAGCCACAGAGGAGCACCACGAGACAAGCCACAGAGGAGCACCACGAGACAAGCCACAGAAGAGCACCACGAGACAAGCCACAGAGGAGCACCACGAGACAAGCCACAGAAGAGCACCACGAGACAAGCCACAGAAGAGCACCACGAGACAAGCCACAGAGGAGCACCACGAGACAAGCCACAGAGGAGCACCACGAGACAAGCCACAGAGGAGCACCACGAGACAAGCCACAGAGGAGCACCACGAGACAAGCCACAGAGGAGCACCACGAGACAAGCCACAGAAGAGCACCACGAGACAAGCCACAGAAGAGCACCACGAGACAAGCCACAGAGGAGCACCACGAGACAAGCCACAGAGGAGCACCACGAGACAAGCCACAGAGGAGCACCACGAGACAAGCCACAGAGGAGCACCACGAGACAAGCCACAGAGGAGCACCACGAGACAAGCCACAGAAGAGCACCACGAGACAAGCCACAGAAGAGCACCACGAGACAAGCCACAGAGGAGCACCACGAGACAAGCCACAGAGGAGCACCACGAGACAAGCCACUGAGGAGCACCACGAGACAAGCCACAGAGGAGCACCACGAGACAAGCCACAGAGGAGCACCACGAGACAAGCCACAGAAGAGCACCACGAGACAAGCCACAGAGGAGCACCACGAGACAAGCCACAGAGGAGCACCACGAGACAAGCCACAGAGGAGCACCACGAGACAAGUCACAGAGGAGCACCACGAGACAAGCCACAGAGGAGCACCACGAGACAAGCAGCAGGGCGAAGCAAGGUCCUCCAGGAUGUGA
Messenger RNA from Bacillus rossius redtenbacheri, 1992 nucleotides. RefSeq names its product cation channel sperm-associated protein 1-like. Bases 1 to 1992 code for a protein of 663 amino acids. The transcript has a single exon. The record is from RefSeq and is a predicted model, not a curated record. Lineage: Eukaryota; Metazoa; Arthropoda; Insecta; Phasmatodea; Bacillidae.